Molecule: messenger RNA, 1410 nt
Organism: Oncorhynchus nerka (sockeye salmon)
Lineage: Eukaryota; Metazoa; Chordata; Actinopteri; Salmoniformes; Salmonidae
Exons: 4
Coding region: 198-1124 (308 amino acids)
Cellular component (GO): cytoplasm
Molecular function (GO): NAD+ poly-ADP-ribosyltransferase activity
Source: RefSeq, a predicted model, not a curated record
AAACAGAAAACCUAACGUUUUCCUCAAGAACCAGGAAAUGAAACUUGAGUGGGAGGAAACCCUCACAGACGGUAUAGUCCUGCAUUCGUCUGUUACUAUAGCGGCCUAAAUCAUUUGCAAAAUGGCUAGGCCUUAAAAAUAGUUUUGGGGAUUACAGCUCAUUUGUCAGAGGUGUAUUCAGCUGCAGUUUGAUUAUUAUGGCUUUGAAGGGGUACAUCAAGCAGAAAAACAAAACGAAUUCACCAUACUACUUAGAAAACAUUCUUGAGACCAAUGAGCAUCCAGAGGAUCACAAAGAAUAUGUGAUGUUCCACGGCACCACAAAAGAGGCUACAGAGUUGAUCAAGAAGAAUGGUUUCACACCAUCAAGAGAAGAACUUGGGCCUGGUGUGUAUGUCAGUCGAGACAUCGGAAAUGCAAUUAAAUACCCCCUUGGUGUUUCCAACAAUAAGAGAAGAGUACUAAAAGUCAAAGUGGAUGUAGGGAAGGUUAAAAUCAUAGAUCAACAGAACCACCCCAUGCAGGAGACCUGGCAUACCGAGCAUGGAUAUGACACGGCCUGGGUUCCCCCAGGGGUCAGUAUGGUGCUGAGCAACCAACAGGGGAACUGUGUCUACGACCCAAAGAGAAUCAAAGUCAUGCAGGUCAUGAAAGUAAAAGAAAACAACAUAUCUCGACACCGUCAUCUUCAGAGUGGAGUCUCCCCUGAGGACAGCCACGUCUACGUGAUGUAUCAUGGAACAUCAAAACAGUUUGCUGUGGAUAUACAGAGAAAUGGAUUCACACCUUCCGAAGAUGGGAUGCUUGGUGCCGGUGUUUACCUCAGUCGAGACAUCCGAAAAGCCAUUAAAUACCCCAUUGGUGCCGAUGACUCAGACAAGAUGGUUCUGAAAGUGAAGGUGGAUGUUGGCAAGGUUAAGAUCAUUGAUGUGCAGGGUCACGACAGGCAAUACGACUGGCACACAUAUGGGUAUGACACUGCCUGGGUUCCACCUGGUGUUGGCAUGGUGCCGAGCAACCAACAGGAGAACUGUGUCUACGACCCAAAGAGAAUCAAAGUCAUGGCAUUGCUGAAAGUGGCCAUCUUGAAAAAGUUAAACCCGUCACUGGAGGUUGAGUCUUGAAGGUGUAUUCAAGGAGCAUUACACUUCAUGUUCAUCAGGAUAAGAGGAUGUAACAUGCCGCUAUAGCUACACAUUCAAUAUUGCAUAGGAAUAAGCUAUAUUUUGCCAAAGGCUUGCUGAUUAUUGGCAAUACACCUACUGUAUAUGCAAUUAAUAUAACCUUAUCACAUUUUUUAAAACGAUUCAAUGAUAUUCACUUGACAUAAACAAGGCGUGUAUCAUUGAUCAUAAUUGUUCCGAAUAAUUGUCUUCCUAUAAUAAAUCUGAAAUAAACCUCUAAAAGUCA